Molecule: messenger RNA, 357 nt
Organism: Ilex paraguariensis (yerba mate)
Lineage: Eukaryota; Viridiplantae; Streptophyta; Magnoliopsida; Aquifoliales; Aquifoliaceae
Source: the annotation of a GenBank genome assembly
AUGGGGUGGGAUGAGGUGGAGUGGGGUGGUACUGGUGUGUGCAAUUGUGUGUGUUGCGUGCAUGGGGUGUGUGUGUAUGCAUGUAUGUAUGUGUGUGAUUUGAGGGCAAACGACAUACAUUUGACGCAGAGCGAAGGCAUUGAGGCCGAAUGUUGCUUUGGUGUUAAGGGCAAGAGAGAUAGAGGAACGGUGGUGAAAAAGAGAAGGCAUGAAGAAGGAGGAGAAUUGAGGAAGACAUUCAGGCAUGUAAUGGGUGGGACAUUAGGUCAAUAUUUUGGGGAUAAUUUUUGGUAUGGAAAGGAGAUGAUCUCUAUCUCGAUGGAGAGAGAGAGAAGAGUGAUGGGUGAGAUUGUGUGA